Jaculus jaculus (lesser Egyptian jerboa) is the source of this 2541-nucleotide messenger RNA. It is a transcript of the gene Hcn2, whose product is annotated as hyperpolarization activated cyclic nucleotide gated potassium and sodium channel 2. The transcript has 8 exons. Lineage: Eukaryota; Metazoa; Chordata; Mammalia; Rodentia; Dipodidae. The record is from RefSeq and is a predicted model, not a curated record. Gene Ontology annotation, biological process: transmembrane transport; potassium ion transport. The coding region runs from base 1 to 2541 and encodes 846 amino acids. Gene Ontology annotation, cellular component: membrane. Gene Ontology annotation, molecular function: voltage-gated potassium channel activity.
AUGGACGCGCGCGGGGGCGGCGGGCGGUCAGGGGAGAGUCCGGGCAGCGAGACCCCUGCGCCGGGGCCGCCGCCACCACCGUCCCCGCCGCCUCCCCAGCCGCAGCCUCCGCCCGCACCACCUCCGCCACCACCAGCCCCGGACCCCGACGAUGAGGCCGGAUCGGGAGCUCCGCUCCGCAGCCGGCACGGCUCGUGCGCACGGCCUCGCGCGGCCAAGGGCGGCGCGAACGGCGAGGUCGGGCGCGGGGAGCCGCAGUGCAGCCCCGAGGGCCCCAAGGUGUCGUUCUCGUGCGGCCCCGAGGCCGAGGCGGCCGAGCCCCGCGGCAGCCAGGCCAGCUUCAUGCAGCGCCAGCUGGGCGCGCUCCUGCAGCCCGGCGUCAACAAGUUCUCGCUGCGGAUGUUCGGUAGCCAGAAGGCGGUGGAGCGCGAGCAGGAGCGCGUGAAGUCGGCGGGGGCCUGGAUCAUCCACCCGUACAGCGACUUCAGGUUCUACUGGGACUUCACCAUGCUUCUGUUCAUGGUGGGAAACCUCAUCAUCAUCCCGGUGGGCAUCACCUUCUUCAAGGACGAGACCACAGCGCCGUGGAUCGUGUUCAACGUGGUGUCUGACACCUUCUUCCUCAUGGACUUGGUGCUGAACUUCCGCACGGGCAUCGUGAUCGAAGACAACACGGAGAUCAUCCUGGACCCCGAGAAGAUCAAGAAGAAGUACCUGCGCACGUGGUUCGUGGUGGACUUCGUGUCGUCCAUCCCGGUGGACUACAUCUUCCUCAUCGUGGAGAAGGGCAUCGACUCCGAGGUGUACAAGACGGCGCGCGCCCUGCGCAUCGUGCGCUUCACCAAGAUCCUCAGCCUCCUGCGGCUGCUGCGCCUGUCGCGGCUCAUCCGCUACAUCCACCAGUGGGAGGAGAUAUUCCACAUGACCUACGACCUGGCGAGCGCCGUCAUGCGCAUCUGCAAUCUGAUCAGCAUGAUGCUUCUGCUGUGCCACUGGGAUGGCUGCCUGCAGUUCCUGGUGCCCAUGCUGCAGGACUUCCCCAGCGACUGCUGGGUGUCCAUCAACAACAUGGUGAACCACUCAUGGAGCGAGCUCUACUCCUUCGCGCUCUUCAAGGCCAUGAGCCACAUGCUGUGCAUUGGGUACGGGCGGCAGGCGCCCGAAAGCAUGACCGACAUCUGGCUUACCAUGCUCAGCAUGAUUGUGGGCGCCACCUGCUACGCCAUGUUCAUCGGCCACGCCACCGCGCUCAUCCAGUCGCUGGACUCCUCAAGGCGCCAGUACCAAGAGAAGUACAAGCAAGUGGAGCAGUACAUGUCCUUCCACAAGCUGCCCGCCGACUUCCGACAGAAGAUCCACGACUACUACGAGCACCGCUACCAGGGCAAGAUGUUUGACGAGGACAGCAUCCUGGGCGAGCUCAACGGGCCACUGCGGGAGGAGAUAGUCAAUUUCAACUGCCGGAAGCUGGUGGCUUCCAUGCCUCUGUUUGCCAACGCGGACCCCAACUUUGUCACGGCCAUGCUGACGAAGCUGAAGUUCGAGGUCUUCCAGCCAGGUGACUACAUCAUCCGCGAGGGGACCAUUGGCAAGAAGAUGUACUUCAUCCAGCACGGGGUGGUGAGCGUGCUCACCAAGGGAAACAAGGAGAUGAAGCUAUCUGAUGGCUCCUAUUUUGGCGAGAUCUGCCUGCUCACACGGGGUCGGCGCACAGCCAGCGUGCGUGCUGACACCUACUGCCGCCUCUACUCACUGAGUGUGGACAACUUCAACGAGGUGCUGGAGGAGUACCCCAUGAUGCGGCGGGCCUUCGAGACUGUGGCCAUCGACCGCCUGGACCGCAUCGGAAAGAAGAACUCCAUCCUGCUCCACAAGGUGCAGCACGACCUGAGCUCGGGCGUGUUCAACAACCAGGAGAACGCCAUCAUCCAGGAGAUCGUUAAGUACGACCGCGAGAUGGCGCAGCAGGCCGAGCUGGGCCAGCGCGUGGGCCUCUUCCCGCCCCCGCCGCCGCCGCAGGUCACAUCUGCCAUCGCCACACUACAGCAGGCUGUGGCCAUGAGCUUCUGCCCGCAGGUGGCGCGACCACUCGUGGGGCCCCUGGCGCUGGGCUCUCCACGCCUUCUGCGUCGCGCCCCCGCGGGGCCUCCGCCCCAUGCCGCCGCAGCCACCUCCUCCUCGCCGGGGCCCAGCGCCAGCCCCCCGGGCGCGCCCGCCAGUCCUCGGGCACAGCGGACCUCGCCCUACGGGCCGCCCGGCUCCCCGGCGGCGCGCGUUGGGCCAGCGCUGCCCGCGCGCCGCCUAAGCCGCGCCUCGCGCCCGCUGUCCGCCUCGCAGCCCUCGCUGCCCCAUGGCGCGCCGGCGCCCGGCCCCGCAGCCUCCGCGCGCCCGGCCAGCAGCUCCACGCCGCGCCUGGGGCCCGCGCCUGCCGCGAGACCCGCUGCACCUAGCCCCGAGCGGAGGGACUCGGCUUCGCUGGGUGCUGCCGGCGGCCUCGACCCGCUGGACUCUGCGCGCUCGCGCCUCUCGUCCAACUUGUGA